AUGAUAAAUUCCCUACUUGCAAUACUACUUGUUAUCAACACCAGUCGAGGACACCAAUUCGUUUUUAAUUAUCCCAAGGUUCCUCAAAGGCGCGAUGAAAUUGACCAAGUUAGAAAAGAAAAUGAAGUUGGAGACGAUUUACUUGAAAACGAUGUAAUAACGUGGCCCUAUGGUGCAACUGAGGACGUUGACAAAUGGUCUCUUCGUUCACGAAUUGAAGAAGAGGAGGAGUAUAAUAUUAAUUCAAACAAACAGGUUAAUAAUAGUACCGGAAACGAUGACAUUGAACGCAAUGAAAUAUUUAAUAAAUUAUUUGGAUUUGAAACUUGGUUAUUGGCAAAUAUUCUCUGUCCUAAAAAUAAUGGGUUGACAAAAUUCCAACUUUCAAUUGAUGAUCUGACUUUUGUUGGGCAACCAGUUUUUCUUAAAACGGAAGUUGAUACCAAAGAGAGAGAAACUUAUUGUAGAGAAAGAAAAAAGAAUGAUGAUUUUGAUAACGGUAAUGGUAUAGAUUUAAAUGAAGAAGGAUUGCAAGAACAGUUAUCUAGACUUGGUUGUUCUGAUGCGUCAAAUGAAGAAAUGCCUACUCAAAUAUCUUCUAAUGUUGCAUCCGAUAAUAGCAACUCUUCUUCGAAUCAUUCUAUUCAACGACAUCUACACUUUUUCUUUCAUCUUGUGUUUGUUCUUGAACCACCUGAAUUGGAUUUAUGUAGACAAGUAGAUGAUAUUUACAAAAAUGUUAUUACAAAAUUAACUGAAGCACUUCGAUAUGAACAAUUACGAUGUGACUUUGUCAGGAAAGAAGCUGAAUUAAUAAUAUCUUUAAGAGAAAAUCCUGGUGUAUCUACCCCGGACAAAUUAAUGGAAAUUAUAUUGGAAAAAAGUUCGUUAGCACGAUCUAUUUGCAAAGUGUAUGAUGCAAUUUCAACUGACAAUAUUGCACAUAUACUUAUAAAUGACUACAUUGAUUUAUCCUUACAAAUUCCUCCACUUUCUCCGACCAUUAAUCCUUCUGAUAAUACUGAUAAUGACAUGAUUAGAUAUGAGUAUGCUCAUUAUCCCGUUAUUGCUCCAUAUCAUACUCUGCUGCUUCUGGAAGAUCCAGAAGAAAUUCUUAAAAAUAUGCCAUUAGAUGCUAAUCCAACAUUGGUUCAGUUGGUACAGAUUUUGACCCCUACACAACGAUUGGCCGACUUAUGUACUGUGUUAGAUUGUUCUUUGGCACAGAUAUUUCGAAUUGCGGCACAUUUGAUAUAUUGGCAAAAAGCGAAGAUAAUCGAUGUUAUUAGUGUUCGAAAUGUCUAUGUUGUUUCUCCUACCGCGGAUAUGAACUCGUUACCAAUUUAUAUUGAAUAUUUCAAACAACACUUUCCUGCUCUGGACCUUGUGACAAUUCUUGCAUCACUCUCCACUCCUAAGCCAUACUUUAUAAAUGCUAUCACGUCCAAAGAGAAUCGCACCAUGUAUCUCGAGGCUAUAACUUACUUGUUGAGAAAAGACCUUGUUGUACAAUUACACGCAUAUAUUUUAAUCAUGAUACCACAAUAUAUAAAGAAUGGAUUUACUCGGGCAGAGUAUGAGGAAAAAUUGAGAAAUUCCGGGAACAGCGAAGGUUAUGAUCAUACAGCUGUUGAUAUAUAUGUUCCCUCCUCUUCGGCAGACGGAAGAGGAAUUUGUAAUUCGGCAAGCUCAAUGGAUGCUACCGCUUUAAUUUCCCCUUUUGAAAAGGCAUCAGACAGUGAAAGGGAAUGGUUAUAUAACUUCGUAACAAAUCAUCCUAAAGAAACCGUUACACUUUUCGAGAGAUUAAUCAAAUAUUUCAAUGGAAAACAUCAUGUUGAAGAAAUUCUCUUUCGUGAAACUAUAAAACCGAGAGAUUUAGGUAAAGUAUUAGGUCUGUUUAGCAAAGACGAAUUGAUUACAGUUUGGUGUUAA
Molecule: messenger RNA, 1935 nt
Organism: Funneliformis caledonium
Lineage: Eukaryota; Fungi; Glomeromycota; Glomeromycetes; Glomerales; Glomeraceae
Source: the annotation of a GenBank genome assembly